AUGUAUGCUUUCAGGCUAUUAAGUACCCUAGGCUUCUUCGCCAUAAUUAGAGAUGUGGCCGCCAACAGCCCCUCCCCCCUCCCAUCCAGUCAGCCACCUCUAGAUAGCGGCCAACUGCUAUCGAAUUCCAAUUCCAUUCAAUACUUCUGCAUUCUUGAUGGCAUAUUUACAGCCAAUGCGACUAUAGCCGCGAAAGGCUGCAACACCACGCAGACCACGCUCCCGCACUGGCUGGCCAAUCUAUACAUCGGAUCGGUGCAGAACGGGACCCAGUCAUUCGACCACAACCCAUGGGACUUCGUGGUGCAAACAAUUGUAUCUCUAGAUGGCGAUUUUUCCAACUUAAAGCUGUGGGAUCUGAACUUCGCUAGUGCAGGGCUCUUUGACAAGACUGGAAAUAGUGAAGGGGAAUUUGAUGUGUUAGGGGGGGUUGAUAUGCUGAAUCUAGCGCACAAUGCCCCCGGUUCGCCCCAGAUCGAGAAAAUUGAAGUCGGCGGGACACCGGGAUACAGAGCCAGUGGUGAUCAAAGUGGAUAUGUUGGGAACAGUAGUUAUCAGAAUGCAGUGAGGGUCGCCUCUGCAGACCUAGAGCCUACUUGCUCGUCGUUUUAUCAGUGGUUUCAUUGGGACAACACAAACAAUUGGAACUGGACACUUUCGUUUACUAACAACACUGCCAAUGUUUCCAUUUUCACCAGUCAGCCUGUCGGGACGCUGAACGUUGGAGCGACAUGCCAGAGGAUGCUGAAUAACUCUCAACAGGGAGAUCUAGGAGCCUGGCCGGUAUUUCGGGGAGAUGCGAUUGAGUUGUGGACUAAUGGAACAGAGCCCGCCUUCCACAGUUGGAAUACCUCACAGACAUCAUCAACGACCUCCUCUCCUAAGUCUCCUUCGACAGCAGUGGUAUUUUCGAGCCCGCCAUUACAAGCGGUCGUUAUCUUCUUUCUUCUAGGACAGAUUGGAUCAUGGAUACUUUUGUAA
Venustampulla echinocandica is the source of this 981-nucleotide messenger RNA. RefSeq lists its product as uncharacterized. NCBI's taxonomy places the organism in Eukaryota, Fungi, Ascomycota, Leotiomycetes, Helotiales, Pleuroascaceae. Bases 1 to 981 code for a protein of 326 amino acids. The record is from RefSeq and is a predicted model, not a curated record. The transcript has 2 exons.